AUGCCAUGGUUUCCUGAGCACACUACAAAAGACGCUUAUAUUUCUCUCUUACAACAAAAAUCUCCACCUGCUACCGAGCUUCAACUUAAGGCAGCACUAUUACGUCGUGCCAUGACUGACGUCGAUCGGAUGAUAAAAUUAAGUGAAGAUAGAUUUGCUCUCGUUUCUCUGGUACAAAAAGGUUUGGUCGGUGAAGAGCUCUGGAAUUCUUUUUUGAAGGCUGAACAAGAGCUCCAACAGGACUUAAUGGAUGUUACUGCUGAGGCCGAUACUUUUAAAGAAGACUGGGGUCAAACAAUACUUCAAACUGCUAAUCAAAUGGAGUUAUUGAAAAUGGAUGAAGAUCAAAAGAAGAAAUCAAAUGCUGGAAAAGAUAAUAAAGGAAAGGGUAAAAAAAAGUAA
Messenger RNA from Cetraspora pellucida, 402 nucleotides. NCBI's taxonomy places the organism in Eukaryota, Fungi, Glomeromycota, Glomeromycetes, Diversisporales, Gigasporaceae. The record is from the annotation of a GenBank genome assembly.